AUGGAUGAGAAAGAGGCCAGCUUCCGCAGAAAGUUAGAGGCUUUCCAGACCCAGGCGGCCUCCCUCGUCCAGCUGACCAAGCAGUACCAGGAGCUCCAGGCCCGGUUCGACUCGGCCCAGAAUGACCUCCGGAACCGGUUCCGGGAAGUCAGGGCACGGGAAGACCGAAUAGGAGUCAAAGAGAAGGAGGCGAAAUCGAGUAAGAGCCACUUGCUGUCCCUGAAAUCUCUGAUUAAGAAACAUGUAGAUGAGCUUGAUUUGUUGACUGUGAGAGUUAGGGAGAAGAGGGAGGCGUUUGCAGUGGCAGAGAUUCGGAUUCGGGAGAAGAAAGAUGAGUGUGAGUUUGUUGAGAGAUGUCUAAAUGGGAAGAGGAGAGUGUGUGUUUUGAAACAAAGGGAGAUUGAGGAGUGUGAGAAGGAGGUGGAAUCGAAAAGGGGGGAGCUUGGUUUGAUUGAGAAAUUGAGGGAGGAGAUGAUCAGGGAGAUGGAUUCAAGAGCGAAAGAGUUUCGCUUUCUUGAGAAGGCGAUGGAGGAUUGGUGUAGUAGGCUUGAAUUGAAAGAGAGGGAGAUUGAGGGGCUGUGUGAGAAGUUUGAAUUGAGGACGCAAGAGUUUGAGCUGAGAGUUGAGGAGAUUGGUGUUAUGGAGAAGAAGGUGGAGGAGUGCCUUGAUGAGAUUGUGAUUAAAGAGAGGUAUUUGGAUUCUGUCUCCAAAGAGUUUGAAAUGUUUGCUUCUCGAGUUAAGAGUGAGCAGUUGGAAAAAGAAAACCAUUUUGCUUCACUUGAGAAAUCGAUGGAAGAACGAGAGAAGACCUUGAAUGUACUUAAAAAAUCGAUACAGGAACGCGAAAAGUCUUUGAAUUCUGUCUCAUAUGAAGUGAAGAUGAAAGAGGGGCAGCUUGAGGAGCAAGCUGAAGAGUUGGAGUUGUUUGCUUCUUGCGUGAAGGCUGAGCAUUUGAAAAAGGAGAAGCAUUUUGCUUCAGUUGAAAAAUUGAUGGAAGAACGAGAGAAGACCUUGGAUGCACAUGAAAAAUCUUUACAAGAACAAGAGAAGUCUUUGGAUUCAGUCUUAUAUGAACUCAAGAUGAAAGAGGGGAAAAUUGAAGAGCAAGCCAAAGAGUUUGAGUUAUUUGCUUCUCAAGUGAAGGCUGAGCAUUUGAAAAAGGAGAAUCAUUUUGCUUCAGUUGAAAAAUUGAUGGAAGAACGAGAGAAGAGCUUGGAUGCACUUGAAAAAGCUUUACAACAACAAGAGAAGUCUUUGGAUUCAGUCUCAUAUGAACUCAAGAUGAAAGAGGGGAAAAUUGAAGAGCAAGCCAAAGAGUUUGAGUUAUUUGCUUCUCAAGUGAAGGCUGAGCAUUUGAAAAAGGAGAAGCAUUUUGCUUCAGUUGAAAAAUUGAUGGAAAAAAGAGAAAAGAGUUUGGAAUCACUAGAGAAAUCGUUACAAGAGAGCAAACAGCAUUCGCAGAGACAACUUGAAGAGCAGGGCAGAGUGCUUCAAUCAAAGCAAGUUCUAUUUGAUUCUCAACAAUUGGAAAGAAAACAUCAACUAGACUUGUUUGGAAAAUCCGUACAAGAACGUGAAAAGCAGUUGAAUGCAUUCCAGGAGUUGGUUCAAGAGCAGAAAGAGCAUUUGGAUUCUCUCUCCCACCAGAUGAAAGAUAGGCAACUUGAAAAGCAGGGCAGAGAGCUAAAACUGAAGCUAACACAUCACGAGUCUCAAGCAAAGGCUGAGCAGUUGGAACUGACACCCGCUGCUAAUAAUAUGAUUAUUCCAUAUUGUACAAGUGACCAACCAGAUGGUAAAAUCUUGCAGUUGCCAAUCGAUGAGAGGUUAAACAAGGUUGAAUCGGAGGGUGGCGAAUUGUCAGCUCUUUUAGAUGCAGAUGAGAUUUUAAAACUUCUUGGAAUGAUUUCGCAGCAUAAGCAGACUUUGAAUUUGUGUCAGACACUUGGUUUUGAAGAUAAAAUUCCUGGUAAGUGUAUUAAAAAUGAGCCUUCCUAG
Messenger RNA from Fragaria vesca subsp. vesca, 1998 nucleotides. RefSeq lists its product as uncharacterized. The transcript has a single exon. Bases 1 to 1998 code for a protein of 665 amino acids. NCBI's taxonomy places the organism in Eukaryota, Viridiplantae, Streptophyta, Magnoliopsida, Rosales, Rosaceae. The record is from RefSeq and is a predicted model, not a curated record.